This is a messenger RNA of Thyridium curvatum, 558 nucleotides long. RefSeq lists its product as uncharacterized. Gene Ontology annotation, cellular component: ribonuclease P complex. The transcript has 2 exons. Bases 1 to 558 code for a protein of 185 amino acids. The record is from RefSeq and is a predicted model, not a curated record. NCBI's taxonomy places the organism in Eukaryota, Fungi, Ascomycota, Sordariomycetes, Thyridiales, Thyridiaceae. Gene Ontology annotation, biological process: tRNA 5'-leader removal.
AUGGUGCGCGUCAAGGAACGCUAUCUGCUUGUCAACAUUCUCUACCCUGCGUCUCUGCAGACGAACGCCAAAGUGCCUGAUUUUGUCGCCCUCAGUCAGCCUACAACGGAUCAUCUGACACCGCAACUCCUCGUCCGCGGGAUUAAAGCCGAGAUUCGUGCUCUAUUCGGUGACUAUGGGGCUGGCGCUGUCGAGCGCAACUUAGCUGUCAAGUAUUUGUCGCAUGCGACAUCCACCUUCAUUCUACGCGUGUCGCGUGACCACUACCGCCUUCUUUGGGCAGCUUUGACCUUCAUGAAUGCAGUUCCCGUAAAGAACGGCAAGGACUGCACUUUCAAGGUCGUGCGCGUCAGCGGUACUAUUCGCAAGGUCGAGGAAGAGGCCAUCCGGCGCGCCAGGGCCAUGAUCCUUGCGGCACAAGACGAGAUGGCUGGCAAGGCACCCGGCUCUCUCAGCGCUCUGUUUGGCUCGAGAGAUCUGGCUACCGAUGCGACAGUCGGAAUGGACGUCGACAGUUCCUCGGAUCUGGACGAGGGCGAGAUCGAAGACGAGGGCUGA